Messenger RNA from Gasterosteus aculeatus aculeatus (three-spined stickleback), 3082 nucleotides. It is a transcript of the gene mybl2b, whose product is annotated as v-myb avian myeloblastosis viral oncogene homolog-like 2b. Gene Ontology annotation, molecular function: RNA polymerase II cis-regulatory region sequence-specific DNA binding; DNA-binding transcription factor activity, RNA polymerase II-specific. Gene Ontology annotation, biological process: regulation of DNA-templated transcription. Gene Ontology annotation, cellular component: nucleus. Lineage: Eukaryota; Metazoa; Chordata; Actinopteri; Perciformes; Gasterosteidae. The record is from RefSeq and is a predicted model, not a curated record.
UAUGCGGGACACGCUGGUCAGUUGAGCUUUUAUUUUGACGGCGUCCCUCUGACCUCACGCGCAUGUCCUACGCGCACCACGUCACUUCCCGGUGCGUUCGAGGGAGAAGGGCGCGAGAUAGAAACCCAGGAGCGCGGACUUACAGUGGCGCUCCGCUGCAGCUGGCUUCACCGGGCCUCCACCACCUUCACAGAGCCUCCACCACCUUCACCGAGCCUCGCCGAGACGACAGGCGCGCGGAAUACAGCGAUAUAAUAGCAGAUACACGUGCACAUGACGCACAGCGGCCGCAGGACCGAUCCCCGCCUGACCGUAAACAACAGAAACAGAGGGAAAUGUCCUGGUGGCCGCGCGGCGAGGACGGAGACGAGGCCAUGCAGCAGGACACCGAUUCCGAUGUGGCAGAGCAGAGAGACGGUGGGAAAGUGAAGGUGAAAUGGACACAAGAGGAGGACGACAAGCUCAAGGUGCUGGUUCAAAAGCUGGGAUCCAAUGAUUGGAAAUAUAUUGCCAACAGCAUCCCAAAUCACACCGAGCACCAGUGUCAGCACCGAUGGUCGAAGGUCUUGGAUCCAGAGUUGGUCAAAGGCCCUUGGACCAAAGAGGAGGACGAAAAGGUGAUAGAGCUCGUCAAUCUCUACGGCAACAAGCAGUGGGCGAUGGUCGCCAAGCAACUGAAGGGCCGACUGGGGAAGCAGUGCCGAGAGCGAUGGCACAACCACCUCAAUCCCAAUGUGAAGAAAUCCUCGUGGACGGCCGAGGAGGACCUCAUCAUCUACAAGGCUCACUGCCUGCUGGGAAACCGCUGGGCUGAGAUUGCCAAACUGCUCCCCGGAAGGACGGAUAACGCUGUCAAGAACCACUGGAAUUCCACCAUCAAGCGCAAAUUAGAGAUGGGCUUCUACGCCGGCGAGGUCUUCAGGCCCAACGAACUUGAAGAGCUGUUGGACCGCGUGAAUAAAGAUGUGCAGAUUGCCGGUUGCUCCCAAGAAGGCGUAGAAAAGGAUCCGGGUAAUGCGACGCUUCCUCUGGAAACGCCCGCCGCCAUCGCGGUUAAAGCCGAGCUCGACGAAGAGGCGCCGCCAAAGGCCGCGCGCUCCCUGAAGGAAGGCUCGAGCCCCAAGUCGGAGGCGGACGCCGCGGGAGAAAUGACCUCUACCAGCUGGGUGGUGGACAGCUCUGGCUUUCUCUCCCCCACCGGCCCGGUCCUGAAGGAAGUGCUGGAACUGGUGGACGGGGACCUGGAUGGCUGGUGCAACCUGGCGGCCUUUGACCUGCCGGAGGACAGCCCCAGCCCGGAGCGCCACCAGUUCCGCCUGGAGGGCAGCGCCCUGCAGGAGCUGAGCAAAGGCAGCAAGGGCGAGCUCAUCCCCAUCUCUCCCGGCGGGAUCACCCCGCCCUCCAUACUGAACCGCCGCAGCCGGAGACGCAUCGCCUUGUCCCCCGACGGCCAUAACUCCAUGACCCCCAAAAGCACUCCCGUCAAAAUCUUGCCCUUUUCUCCGUCUCAGUUCCUGAACCUGUGGACCAAGCAGGACACUCACGACAUGGAGAACCCGUCCCUCACAUCCACGCCGGUGUGCAGCCAGAGGGCCAUUGUUACGACGCCGCUGCAGCGCGAGAAGACCCCGCUCACCCAGAAGGAAAACUCUGCAUUCGUCACACCCAACCACAAGUCCGACCUCUGCUCGACCCCGCGGACUCCGACGCCGUUCAAGAACGCCAUGGAGAAGUACGGGCCGCUGCAGCCUUUGCCUCAGACCCCGAACCUUGAAGACGACAUAAACGAGGUCAUCAUGAGAGACUCUGGGAUCGACUUGAUCGGGGCGCGCUCGACUCCGCCGGAGCAAAGGCGCAAGACCAUGCAUCGGCCUCCUAUGAAGAAAGUGCGUAAAUCUUUGGCCCUGGAUGUCAUGGACUGUCAUGUGGUGCCCACCUCCAAACGCAAAUCCAGCAAAACUGAAGCCAAAAACACAAUUAAGGAGGAGCCGGUUUUGGUGUCGCUCAACUCCUCGUCGUUUUGCAGUAAGCAGCACGACAGUAUUUUGGAUCAAGGCUUCCUCUUGGGACCAAGCGACAGUGCCAUAUUUCCCAGCACGGUGCCCCCAGUUCUGAUGUCUAAAGAAUGGGAGACGGUUGUUUGCGGACAGACAAAAGACCAGCUCAUAAUGACGGAGAAAGCGAGGCGUUACCUUCGCUCGCUGAAGUCCCACGGCACCAGCCGGGCGCUGAUUUUGUCCUGAGUCGUGUCUCGUCUUCACGUCAACCUGAUGUUGCCGUGUGUCCCCCGUUCUGUUUUGCUGUUGCAACUUGUGAGGUUUAGUACACUUCACUCAAGUAAUCACAACACUGAAAAAUACGUAGCCCCGUAGAUCAUUGAAACCGGGGAUUUUAGAUUCAGUCCCACUCCAGUGGCCUUGUGGGGCUUUAAAAAAAAAAAAAGCAAUACAUUUCAUUGUAUUAAAACAACAAAAAAAGCAAUAAAUGUAGAAUCGUUAAGGAAAAUCACAGCCGUACACUUUUUCUAUCACUGAAAAGACAUGGUUUUACAUUGCGUAAUAUGUCUGUAAUUUAACUGUUUGUUUUUUAAAGUUGGGAAUAAUACAUAGACUUUGCUUUUAAGUUGUGUUGUAUGACUGGAAUAUGGAGUAAAUUCAGACCGCUUAAUCAACAACGCAUUUAGAGAUGUUCAUGUUGAAAAUGUUAAGUGAACAUUGUCUUGUACAAAUCUUUGGCAUGUGUAUAGAUUUGUAAUACACGUCGCAAUAUGCAAAUUAAACGUGAUGUGCAAAGGGGGGGGUUGGGAGCCUGCUGGAGAUUCAGCAGUGACCACAGGAGGCGUCUGCUAUCCACGAAAGAGACAUAUUUCUGAUUAAGAUCCAACUGAGUGAUGAAUACACAGGGACAGUUGUUGCAGCAGCAUCCGUGCAGCUGCGACGGGAUGCAGGAAUGGAUGCUGUUGAUGUUAAGAAUAUAAUGUCAUAUGGCACUGUUUGUAAAUAUUUAGAGUUGUGUGUUUUUACUUUAUCAUAAAGCAUUUUGUUACGAAAUGUAAUAAAACACAAUUAUUAUGUUCAGUGUA